This is a messenger RNA of Penicillium argentinense, 1431 nucleotides long. Its product is annotated as ubiquitin domain-containing protein DSK2. Gene Ontology annotation, molecular function: polyubiquitin modification-dependent protein binding. The record is from RefSeq and is a predicted model, not a curated record. Gene Ontology annotation, biological process: ubiquitin-dependent protein catabolic process. NCBI's taxonomy places the organism in Eukaryota, Fungi, Ascomycota, Eurotiomycetes, Eurotiales, Aspergillaceae. The transcript is spliced from 2 exons. Gene Ontology annotation, cellular component: cytosol. The coding region runs from base 1 to 1431 and encodes 476 amino acids.
AUGGCCGACGACGCUGGCGCUGCCGAGGAGGCGCCUAUUACCUUCAUCGUCAAGACCUCCACUGAUAAGAAAUACACCAUGACUCUUCCACUGUCUACAUUGGUUUCAGAUUUGAAGCAGAAGCUCGAAACCGCCGAGCCUGACAAGUCCGACAAGUCCGACGAUGCGAAGAGCAUCCCGGCCGAUCGACAACGACUGAUCUACUCCGGCCGGAUUUUGAAGGACCAUGAGACACUUGGCUCUUACAAGAUCAAAGAUGGCCACACCAUCCACAUGGUGGGCAAUGCCAGCAGCAACCAAAAUCGCGGGAACACCACUGCUCAGUCUAGCUCCGCCGCUGCCUCUGCGGGCGCAACGCCGAAUCCUGUUGCUGCCGGUGUUCCCACCAACAUGGCCGCCGGUACCGGCAACAACCCACUUGCUGGUCUGACAGGUGCUCGAUACGCUGGAUUCGCUCAGCUCCCAGGAGCAGGCCUCUUUGGCCCUGACGGCGGGAUGGGCCCACCUCCCGAUACCGAAUCUAUGCUGAACAUGCUCGAAAAUCCUCAAUUCCAAUCUACCAUCAACGAGGCACUCCAGAACCCCGCGAUGAUCGAUAUGAUGAUCCAACAGAAUCCUAUGCUCCGCGAUAUGGGGCCCGGUGUGCGGCAGAUGUUCCAAAGCCCCGAAUUUCGCCGUAUGCUGACAGACCCCAACUCGAUUCGCCAAAUGAUGCAAAUGCAGCGAAUGAUGGGGAUGGGCGGGGGCGGCUUGGGUGGUCUAGGUGGCGGCGGUGACAGUGCAUUCCCUGCCCCUGGCGUGACGAACACGACGGCCGAAGACAAUCAGAAUGCUCAGCAGCAGAAUCCCCCACCCAACCCGUUUGGUCAAAUGCCUCCAAACCCUGCGGGGAAUCCUUUUGCUGCGCUCUUCGGCCCUAACCCUUUCGCGAACCCUGCCGCGCAACCGUCAGCCAAUGCCGGUGGGUCUGAGAAUAACCAAAAUCAGGAUGCCCAGUCCACCGAUCGGGGUGCCACCGCGGAAGGUCAAAAUCCUGAAGCUGCUCAGAACCCCUUCGCCUCUUUGUUCAACCCGGCUUUGUUCGGCAAUGCUGGUCAGGGCGGCAUGAAUCCGCUUAACCCACAGCAAAACCCGUUUUUGCGUGACCCGGCCCUCAUGACCCAGAUGAUGCAGGCUAUGGGAGGUCAAGGGGCAGAGGGCGCUACCACUGGUGCGAAUCCCCUGGCAAGUCUAUUCGGAGGUGGUUUCGGCGGCGGCUUUGGCGCACCGCAGCCACCUGACAACCGUCCCCCGGAGGAGCGUUAUGCCGACCAGCUUCGCCAACUGAACGAUAUGGGCUUUUACGAGUUUGAGCGGAACGUUGAAGCUUUGCGACGAGCAGGUGGUAGCGUGCAAGGAGCAGUGGAAUAUCUUCUGAGCAACCCGUCAUAA